AUGCAUCACACUGAGAAUUUCGCUAAAACGGCAUCAGGAACCGACUACAAUGGUCUGAAUCAGCAAAUACCGCCUGAAUUGCCCUUUGAUCAUUCCGCAACUGAAUCUACAUUGGUGCACGACGAUCACGACACGAACGUGAAGGUGCCGAUAAAUGGCGGUGGUGAAAAGGGAUUGGACAUCGAAGAUGAUGAAGCUGAAGUCGCUGUAAAGUUGACUCGUUUCGAAUUUGUGAUGAUCUUGUUGUCUCUUGCUGCUGCUGUGCUGCUCGCGGCUCUUGAUCAAACUAUUAUAUCCGUCGCCAUUCCUGCAAUCGCUACGGAAUUCAACGGUUUAGAGAAAAUCGUUUGGGUUGGAUCUGGCUACUUCUUAACUUCAACACCAUUCAUUCCAUCGUACGGAAAGCUGGCAGAUGUUUUCGGACGUAAAGCCACCUUCCUUGGUGCAAUCAUAAUCUUUGAGGCUGGUUCCAUGUUAUGUGGUGCAGCACCGAGUCUUGAUGUGCUAAUUGUUGGACGAGCUAUUGCUGGAUUAGGUGGAGGAGGUAUUUUCUCCAUCUGUAUCAUCAUUAUUGCUGAUCUGGUACCGCUCAGAGAGCGUGCUCAGUAUUCUGGCGUCAUCGGAGCUGUGUUUGGUCUUGCUAGUGUCAUUGGUCCUUUAGCUGGAGGAGCACUUACUGACCAUGUCAGUUGGCGUUGGUGCUUCUAUAUCAAUGGGCCUAUCGGCGUUGUUGCUAUGGGGAUCAUUAUUGUGUUUUUGAGACUACCUCCUCCAAGUGGAGAUCUAUGGUCGAAAUUCAAGAAGAUUGACUGGAUUGGUACAUUCUUGUUGGUUUGUGCUGUCGUUUUCCUGCUAGUACCUCUUCAAUCUGGUGGUUCCAUCUACGCAUGGAAUAGUCCAAUUAUUAUUGUCCUCUUCGUGCUUGGUUUCAUCUUUGUCAUUGGCUUCAUUUUGUGGGAGAUGUACGCAGCUGCUGAUCCAGUAAUCCCAAUGAGCUUGUUCAGAAACCGGUAUCUGGUCUUCACCUACGCCAACACUCUCUUUGCUGGCAUGGCAUUCUUUGCUUUGAUUUAUUACAUACCAUUGUACUUUGAAACUACGAAUGGAUUGAGUGCUACUCAAGCUGGUAUCUCUACAUUGCCCUUCAUCCUGGGUGUUGUUGUGUUCAGUAUUGUAUCAGGAAUUCUCGUCACUGCUACCGGACAUUAUACUCCACUAGGACUAGUCGGGUGUACAACUGCUGCUAUUGGCGCCUACUUGAUAUCCACUUUGAACGAGAACAGUGGACGGGCUGCGCAAAUAGGCUACCUGCUUAUCGCUGGAUGUGGUCUAGGAUUGACCAUUCAAACUACCAUCAUCGCUUCUCAAGCUGCCGUAUCUGAAGACUUGCUGGCCAUCGUAACAGCCAACAACCAAUUCUGGCAAGUUACUGGAGCCGUGUUAGGUCUCGCAAUCACAUCAACUGUCUUCAACAACAAACUGUUGACAUUCAUUGGUGAAGAUGCUCCAGGCCUACUCAACCCAUCAAUCAUUGCACAGAAUCCGGCUGCAAUCAGGAAUCCAAUGUUUGUACCGCCAGAGUUACAAGCUGCUACGAUACAUGCUUUUAACAGGGCGUUAUCACUGAUUUAUUUAUCUGCUCUGCCGUUUGCUGGGUUUGCUGCUCUAUUGUCAUUAGGAAUGAAAUGGCAGCGUAUUCCAAAGGGUCAAGAGGUACAAAUGGUGGCUGGCUAA
This is a messenger RNA of Synchytrium microbalum, 1734 nucleotides long. RefSeq lists its product as uncharacterized. The record is from RefSeq and is a predicted model, not a curated record. Gene Ontology annotation, biological process: transmembrane transport. Lineage: Eukaryota; Fungi; Chytridiomycota; Chytridiomycetes; Synchytriales; Synchytriaceae. Gene Ontology annotation, molecular function: transmembrane transporter activity. The transcript is spliced from 17 exons. The coding region runs from base 1 to 1734 and encodes 577 amino acids.